Molecule: messenger RNA, 499 nt
Organism: Octodon degus (degu)
Lineage: Eukaryota; Metazoa; Chordata; Mammalia; Rodentia; Octodontidae
Gene: Ss18l2
Product: SS18 like 2
Exons: 3
Coding region: 66-299 (77 amino acids)
Biological process (GO): positive regulation of transcription by RNA polymerase II
Cellular component (GO): nucleus
Molecular function (GO): transcription coactivator activity
Source: RefSeq, a predicted model, not a curated record
GUGUUGCGUCAUCAGGAGGCGCCGCGGCGAGGCCCCAGAGGUCGGCCUCCUCGCUGCUUUUCGGGAUGUCGGUGGCUUUCGUACCCUACUGGAUGAGAGGCAAGGCGGUGGUUGAUCAAGAGACGAUCCAGCGACUCCUGGAGGAGAAUGACCAACUGAUCCGCUGCAUCGUGGAGUAUCAGAACAAGGGCUGCGCGAACGAGUGCGUUCAGUAUCAGCAGGUGUUACAUAGAAACCUCAUUUACUUAGCUACCAUAGCAGAUGCCAGCCCAGCCAGUACUUCAGAAACAACGGCGUGAUCUUCUGCUUGGCUGUUGCGAGGGGUGAGCAGAUAUAAGCCCGCUUCUGUGAAAUGGAAGUAGGAUCUUUAUCAUCUCCAUUGCUUGGAACGUGAAUGAAACCUCUGUGCCGCCUUUUCAAAUGGGAAAAUGUGGAGAAACCUACUAACUUAAUUGUAUUCUCAAUGUAAAUAUUUAUUUUAAUAAUAAAUUGGAUCCCU